Anoplophora glabripennis (Asian longhorned beetle) is the source of this 1355-nucleotide messenger RNA. RefSeq lists its product as uncharacterized. The transcript has 5 exons. Gene Ontology annotation, biological process: snRNA transcription by RNA polymerase III; snRNA transcription by RNA polymerase II. Bases 101 to 1318 code for a protein of 405 amino acids. Gene Ontology annotation, cellular component: snRNA-activating protein complex. The record is from RefSeq and is a predicted model, not a curated record. Gene Ontology annotation, molecular function: bent DNA binding; core promoter sequence-specific DNA binding; RNA polymerase III type 3 promoter sequence-specific DNA binding. NCBI's taxonomy places the organism in Eukaryota, Metazoa, Arthropoda, Insecta, Coleoptera, Cerambycidae.
UUGAAUCGUUUGUUAGCAUAUUUUUGCAACAAAACAUGAAAUCUAACCUACGAAAAGUGCUGUUGAUAAACAUAAUCGAUGUAAAAUUAUAAUUUACGCCAUGGAAAGCAUAUACGAUCCAAAAACGUUUAAAACAUCGGAUCAUUUGGCACUGGAUGAUUAUUUUAAAUCAUAUGGGGAAAUCUGUCAUUUUGCUGAACCUAUCCCUAGAUAUAAUUGCAUAUUUCUUGAAAAUGAUGAUGAAUACCUAGAAAGAAUCCAACAUGAAAUGAAUAUAGACAUUUCUAGAGAGGAAUUAAGGAUAUUAGCAGCAAACUGCAGUUUAAGUACGCUUACCUUGAGCGAUGAACCGAAGAAUGUGAUAAGGGAAGUUCCAGAUAAUUUGCAUACGAGAAGUAAACUUGACAAUGUAUACCCGACAAAUAACAGUGCGAGGCAGUUGAAUGUUAUAAUGUGUUUAGGAGUGUUAGAAAACAAGUAUGAUCUAACUACCGAUUUUAAAUUUGGAAACAAAAGAUUUAUAAAAACAACGACAGUGUCUUCAAACCAAUCAGUCUCAUGCAAUAUUAUGCCAGGCACCAAUUUCAUUUAUUCGAUUAUAGUAUACAAGCCAUACUCUAUAAAUUAUUCACAAAGGAAUUCCGGAGGUAAAUUACGAUUCGCCUUCGAAAUAGAAGCACUAGGUACGAACACACUGGCAGAAGUCGCAGAUAAAAUUUAUUGUAUUUUCAACACGGGACUUUUCAGAGAAGUUGAAAAUACCAAAGUAGAUCUCAAACCUCUCAUGAACGCCAAGGCACAUUAUCCGUCUCAGUGUAUUUAUAUCGAUGGAGUGUUGUAUAAUGAUUUUCGUUCCCCGAAAGCCAUUGACUGCUCGGCGAAAAUUAUCGAGUGGGCCAAUGAUAAGAAUAUUGGGAAGUUCAAGUCGGAACUGAUGGAAAAGACGGCACUCAACUCUUUAAAGCCGAGACUAGGUUAUCCCUACGUUUAUAUGCACCAAGGCAAUUGCGAGCAUCUCUUUACCUUUUCCGACGCCAGGCUGUUGCAACCCGGCGACUGCCUCAACUCCAGGAAGUACCCUAGGGUCACGUCGACAAAUCGUGUGAGCAACAUCCUCUGCUUCAUAUGCAACGUGAUGAAUGCGCAGUGGAUAGUCUUGGAGUGUGCGAAACUCCCGCACGAGAAAGUGUAUCUGUGUACGGAAUGUUGCAACUCGUAUCUGUUUGUGGAUGGAAAGAAAGUGACUGAGUUCAGGUUGUAUCCGUACUACGAUCAGGAGAUGCUGACCAAGCAUCUGAGUGGUGUCGUCGUCGAGUAGUUUUCUGUUACACGUUUUAAUAAAUGACUUUUCUUAG